AUGACGAGCCUCUACAAGACGAUUUCUCCGUUUUCGACGCUGGAACACUUUCAGAAAAUCAUAUAUGAACUGGUAGGACAAGUUUUCCGGACUUUUACACCCAAUUUUAUGUCACCCUCUCAGCUGGCUCAACUCACAAAAGAGCCACAAACGGCGCUGGACGCGGCGAACGUUCGAAGCAACGUGCAUAUUCUCAAAAAUCACAUUGAACAAAUACUGGAAAAACGGAUUGAGGGUGAGUAGUUGAACUAGCAAAACGCGUAACGAGGCAGUCGAACCCGUGAGCACAGCGGUUAACGGCUGCGCCACUCGACCACAAUUCUGCUGGGGUGUAGCGGGCGGUGACAAGCGUGGUGCGAGUCGUCGCAUCAGAAAUCUAUGGUUAACAGUACGAAUGGUCAAACUUGGGACUGGAAUUUCAGCAUGUGUCAGGCGGUGAGUUUUGAUCUCUCCACGUGGGAGUGUCGUGUUUAUGGAGACGUACAAUAGCGGCGGAUGAUGAUACGCAUUUGAUUUAUUAUUGUAUGACCACCAUCGUCUCGAUUCCAAGACAUGUUUGUAGGCGAUAGGAUGCGAUAUUAUCAGUGAUGAUGGAGGACAAUAUAUAUAUAAUUUGGAUAGAUAAUAUAAUAUGCGUGCAAGGGACGUUGCAUUACUUUUUUCAGCGCUGCCGUCGGAGAGCAUCUCGGAGGACGAGUUCGAGGACGAAUGGGUCGUGCUCUCGUGGGGACUCCUCACCUCGCUGACGCGUUUGCCGCCGGAGACGGACCGCGAGAUCAGCCAGACGUUCAACCACCUGCUCGUGCGUUUGGUGAACGUGGCGCGGCCGAUGCGGGUGCCACGUGUCUGCGCGGCCGCCAAACUCUACUGGAACCGAUUUCACGAGCUCUACAACAGCUCGUUGCACUAUUUGCACGGACUCUACUCGCAAUUGGACAACCCGAAUUGCAAUAUCGAAAUCAAAAUGCGCGCGUUUUUUACGAGACAGGUGAGCGAUGAUCCGAUCGGCGCCGCACACUUGGAUUGAGGUAUUCGGGGUCCAAAUUGCAGACCGAUCGGAUCAGAUGAGCCGAGGUUUCCAAAAAGUUAUAAUAUUCAGUUGGAGCCGUGUCUCACUGCAUUUCGUCAAAUGAGCGCCGAGAACACGCCCGGCUUCCACUCCAAUCUUCGGCGUUCCCAAGUGGAUCGUCUGGCGAAACAGGAAAAGCUUUUGGAGCAAGAUUGCCACGAAAUCAAGCGAUAUUACGCGUCGCUCGCCUACACGUUGGGCCUUUUGGCGGUCCGAAUUCAAGGAUUCCGCUACGAGUGCCAAACGUCGACGGUGAAUUCGUACGCGACGCCCGAGACGCUUUGGCAGCUGCUCAACGCGGUCUUCGUCACCUACGAGCACGUUCUGAACGAUGCGCUCAUGUGCAACGAGCCGAGCAACUCGCCGAUUAUGGUCACCAACAAUCUGUUCACAUUCACUUGUCACACACUUUGUAGGGUGCGUUUUUUUGGGGCGAUCAUUUGUCACACAAUAUCACUCAAAAUUGCAGACGUUGAUCUACCGCUCGUUCGACAUCCAAAUUGUCAGCGAGGAAACGGCGAACGCCAUCCAAACCGAGAUGAUGCAGUGCCGGUCGGGCGCGAGCACACCGCGAGAGCCCAAAUGUUUUGCGUCGGCCGCUCUCAUCGCGAUGAAACCGACGACGGGCGUGAAGAGGAACAACGCGACGGCCAACUCGAAGGGCACCGGCGGCAAUACGGCGCACAAAAAGUCGGAUGUGAACAGUCAGGAGUUUGUGACGAUCCCGCCGACGUUCAGCGAGAACGCCAACGCCUGGCAGACGACGUAUCCGCAUUUAUUGUGCACGACUCGUCAAAAAGUGGGUUUUUCCGAGCAAUUUCCGACCUGCCGGUCGAUGCACCAUGUGGAGCCUCCCCUAAGCGUUUUUUCGCGAAAAUCCGCGCGCCCCCGGGGUAUUUUUUGACGUAGACCGUCAAAAAGUUGGUUUUUAGAGAAAUUUCCGACCGCGCCACUGUUCCCGGUCGAUGCACCAUGUUGAAAAAUCCGGGCGCCCCGCGGGGGGUAGUUUUUGACGUAGAUUCCGAAUUUUCGGGUUUCAGGACGCUGUCUUGCUGGAUUCUCGCGCGGGCACCGUCGGCAAACGGCCGCUCUUCUAUUUCUACAUUCGUGCGCGGACGUUUUCGCCGUCGGGCGACAACUUUCACGUGCGCACUCUGUCCCUUCCGUUCACGAUCAGUACACGUCGGAAUCAGGAUUGUCAGGUGCAGCGAAUGAACUCCUCGUACACGGCCACGUGUUUUUGGAUGUACGGUACUUGUACCAUCAACGGACUAUUGUUGAACUGGUGCGAUGAGUGUGAGUUUUUUUGGAUAAACUCAAGUAUCCCGACGCUUUUUGCGAUACGAUUUGUCGAUAUUUCAGCGCUGACAUGGCACCAAUUCAAGACGCUAACUCGACAAUAUUUCAUGGUGAACGGAGAGGUGACGCGUUCGAUGGAAGAGUCCGACUACGCGCUUUUGGAGGAUAAAAUGCACUGCGAACAAUGCACCGACGAAUCGGAAACCGACAAUAUCGGUUUGUGAAACUGCGGUUUUCACUGAAAUCUUUAUGUCUGAUAGAACGUUUUUGUAGUUGACAACUUUUUUCUACGGCCACUUUCUGGAGUACUGUAGCUCUUGGAAGUUAUGGAUAGUCUAGAGCUCUAAAAAGUGGUUCCAAUUUUCAGGAGCUACAGUACUCUUGGGCGUAGUCGUAUCAAAAAAUUGUCAACUACAAAAAUGUUGUACUAAAUAUGAGGUACAUUUUUGUAAUUGACAUCUUUUUUGUAAAUCUUGUCCCAAGACUACUGUAGCUUUUGAAAGUUGAGGCCACUUUUCUAAACUAACCCUAACUUCCAAGGGCUACAGUACCCCAGGGAGAGGUCGUAUCAAAAAGGUGUCAACUACAAAAACAUAGUACUGAUUGUGAUCUACAUUUUUGUAACUAACAACUUUUGUGUAAAACCAUUUCCAAGGCUACUGUAGCUUAGUAAUCUUUUUGAAGGCAUCUCGUUCAAAAACAUGCUCUGCUCCCAUCUUCGAUUCGACACGGACACCGUCCAAAUGCGUUUUUCCGUUUGGCGAGGUUUUCUUGAAGUGCUCCAAAUCUUUCAAGAUCCAAAAGCCGCUGUAAAAGUGCUCUGGGAGCACUAUCUGAUGCACGGAUUCUUGGAUACUCAGGCCGUCAUCGAUUUGUUAGGUUGGUUUUUAAGUCAUCUUGAAAAGUGUAGAACUCGGUUCGGCGAUAUUGUAUUGUUCUAAACUUUUUUAUUGAGAUUGUUCAUGUCUAGUAGAACAUUUUUGUAGUUGACAACUUCUUGAUACAACCUCUCCCUGGGCUACUGUAGCACUUGAAAGUUGGGGAUAGCUCGGAGCUCUAGAAAGUGUCCCCCAACUUUCCAAAGCUACAGUACCCCAGGAAGAGGUCGUAUCAAAAAGUCGUCAACUACAAAAUCAAAGUGCACAGCUAGUCAAACACUUUUGUAAUUGAUAGCUUUUCGAUACCACGUUUUCCUGGGUUACUGUAGCUCUCGAAAGUUGGGACCACUUUUCAGAGCACUCAACUAACGCCAAACUUCCAAGAGCCACACUACCCCAGACAGUGGUCCUAGAAAAAAGUUGUCAAUUGGAAAAAUGUUGUACAAAACGUGAAGAUUUCAUUGAAAACAAUUUGAGAACCAUAUCAUAUCGUUGAACCUUCCAAAUAGAAUCUUCUUCCAGGCUCCCGUCACAACUGCAUGGUCAUCCGUCUCACGUACAUUCUCGGCGGUUCCGUGUGCGUCAGCUACCGUAAUCCGUGCGGCGAAAUCAUUCAUUUGGAGCCGUUGGAGCUGAAGAAAUUGCAGGCCAAAAGCAUUUUGGAGUACAUUUCCGAUAUUGCCGAGACGGCGAAGGUACUCGUUUUUUUUGUUGUUGGGAUCUUUUGAUUCUAAGACCAUUUCCAGAUCGAGUACGUGCUCACCUAUCACCUCGAAUACAUGCCCGUGUCGAGUAUUAUCGAAAAAUAUUUUCCGGUGGACGACGUGAAGCGAGUGAGGGGCGUCGCGUCGAAUAUCACCGAUAAAGGACCGCUGAAUCAUGUGACGCAUGUGAAGUGAGAACAAACCCCAAUAUAUCUCGGACGUUUUCGAGCUUUUUUUUCCAGAUUCACACCGCUACGAGUGGCCGUCGUCGCGUGCCGCGAACAGACGCCCCGCCCAUCACCCCGGCCACCAGAAGUCGUCGAAAAUUCGAUGGAUUCACCGGAAAUGAUGUUCGCGACGCCGGCACUUCCACGCCGAUUUCUGCACGACAUGGACGCACACGCACACCAUCCGAACCCGAACGACCACGAUCCGACGCUUCUGAUGCUCAUGAACUCGAGUUCGUCCUCGUUGACACCGCCCUCGCCGAUCACGGAUCACAGUUUUGAAGCGCAGUUGGAGGCGCUCAUGAAGGCGUACGGAAAGACACCGCACGAGGUAGUUCUUUCUUCUGGACACUGUAUCUCGGCCGUCGGUGGAGAUAUCAAAAAGUGGUCAACUGAUAAAAUGUGCGCCAUGUUUUCACGAACAAUGUAUCAGUUGACAAAUUUUCGAUAUGUCCAUCGACAGCCGAGAUAUACUGUCUAGAAUGACCCAGAUUUUUCGCUUCUAAUUGAACAUUUUUCCUAGCUUCAACUGUUACACUUCAGGUCGUCGAACUGAUGUCGUUCGCGUCGAGACCCAUGGCCGCACCGCCCGCAAUCCGUUCGCCAACGCUCGCCCCACUUCCGGAAGCGAGUUUCGAGGACCUGCUCGAGGACCUCAACAAUCCGCUCAGCGCCGACUUUCUCUCACUCGAUUUCACCAAUUCUAACCAUUUUCUACGCGUUUAG
Molecule: messenger RNA, 4903 nt
Organism: Caenorhabditis sp. 36 PRJEB53466
Lineage: Eukaryota; Metazoa; Nematoda; Chromadorea; Rhabditida; Rhabditidae
Source: the annotation of a GenBank genome assembly